Papilio polytes (common Mormon) is the source of this 1363-nucleotide messenger RNA. It is a transcript of the gene PGAP5, whose product is annotated as metallophosphoesterase 1-like. Gene Ontology annotation, molecular function: hydrolase activity. The record is from RefSeq and is a predicted model, not a curated record. Bases 150 to 1241 code for a protein of 363 amino acids. Gene Ontology annotation, biological process: GPI anchor biosynthetic process. The transcript is spliced from 7 exons. NCBI's taxonomy places the organism in Eukaryota, Metazoa, Arthropoda, Insecta, Lepidoptera, Papilionidae.
AACUUGACAUGUUUUUAAUUGAACUGACACCUUAAAAAGGGGUCUUCGAAUUCCGAUAAACUAUUUAUCUUAAGAUAAAAACGAUAACAAACGAUGAUAAUUACGAUUAAAGGCUGUCUUUUCAAUAGUAAUACUAUGAUUUUAUCGCAAUGUUAAUGCGCAGAGUGAGUCAAAAAAUUUUAAUAGUCAUAUCAGGUUUACUGUUUACAUAUUUUUAUUGCGAAUAUCUUAUUUAUUAUGUUGUGGUGGCACAGUGUUAUUGGCCAACAUCUGAGAAGCUAAUAGAGGGCCAAUAUCUGAAAGCCUUUAUUCUUGCCGACACACAUUUGCUGGGCCCUUUUAGGGGUCAUUGGCUGGAUAAAUGGAGGCGGGAAUUUCAGAUGCAGCAAGCCUUCCAAGCUGUUAUAGCUAUACAUAAACCUGAUGUAGUGUUUGUUUUAGGAGAUCUUUUUGAUGAAGGUGAAUGGACCAAUGAGCAACAAUUUCGAGAUUAUGUGGACCGUUUUCAUAAACUGUUCAAGUUACCUGAUGAGAUAAAGAUGCAUGUGGUAGCUGGCAACCAUGAUAUAGGAUUCCAUAAUAACAUUAGAAGAUACUCAGCUAAGAGGUUUGUGGAGUUAUUUCAAGCACCUUCAGUGCAACAUGUUAUAUUGAAAGGCAGUCAAUUCAUACUAAUUAACUCAAUGGCACUGCAUGGAGAUACAUGUGAACUAUGCCUUGAUGCUAAACGCUCCAUUAAUAGAAUUUCGGAUUCAAUAAACUGUACAAAAAAUGUUGAAUGUAACCAACAAGUUAAUUUUAAUAAUUCUCGUCCUAUUAUAAUGCAGCAUUUCCCACUGUACCGUGUAUCGGACGCUGUUUGUACUGAACCAGAUGCACCACCGUUGCCGGAUAGAAAUAAAAAUUUCCGAAUAAAAAUAGAUGCACUGUCCAAAGAAUCUACAAAAUAUUUAAUUGAAAAGUUAAAACCUCGAGCGGUAUUUGGAGGUCAUACGCAUCACGGUUGUAAAUUACUUCAUACUUACAAGAAUUUAAAUUUAGAGUUUUUGGAGUAUUCAGUACCAUCCUUUUCAUGGAGGAAUAGACUUGAUCCGAAGUUUAUGUUGGUGUCAAUAUCUCCAGACACAUAUGCGGUGAACAAAUGUGGCUUACCAAGGGAAAGAACAAUAAUACUCACAGCAAUAAUUAUGAUUUUCGGUCUUGUAAUUUUUUUAAGCACAAAAAGGACAAUCGGGAGAUGACAUCAAUGAAAAGCAAAACUCCAAUCUCAUGAUUAUAUUCCAUAAUAAAUACUUUUGACAAGAUCCGAGCAAUUUGUACACUGUACAUUUACAUUGGAAAUAAAUGCUCGCGCACAAUACAA